GCAGGAAGCUCCUGGAUCUGCUCUCCUCUUCCUCCCCUGUCCGCCGGCUACUCUUGUUUGUGGGUGUGAUUUUCGGUCUUUCUUGAAUUUCCCCUGCACAUGCCGUCGGCCUCCCCCCCUGCAGCUCCGGUUUUAGCUGGAGAAUUAUGUUGAGCAUGCCUAUUUGGAAAUUGACUGAACUGUUUUGAUGAACUGAGAGUUUUUGUAAAUUCUGAGUUUUCUGUUAAAUCCAUGCUCACAUGGAGAUUUUCCGAUUGUUUCUAAGAUUGGAGAUUGACUGUCCUGAUGAUCUGAAAGUGAUUGUGAAUUGUGAUUUUCCUGUGAACUUUUGCCUGUUUUGUCUCCGAUAUGGUCAUGUUAUUCGUGUGCCCGCUAGUGGGAGGUUUAUAAACGCUAGCACAUGUCGACAUGUUAUUGAUAGAACCGGUUCGUUUGAGUGACCCUGCUAAUGGGGGUUAUACACCAGCAAAUCGUGUGCCUGCCAGUGGGAGGUUUAUAAACGCUGGCCGUGACCUAUAGAGGAGACGUCUAUUUCGUGCCCGCACUGUAUCUGUUUUCAUGAUUACACUUGUUGGCAUGCUAUGAGUUUAAUUGAUGGUUUUGUCAUUGAACGUUUUGCUAUUGAACCGAAUUUGAUUUCUGCAUUUACGAUUUAUUAGUGAGAAUUCUGUUAUACUUACAUGGUUUAUCUGGCAUGCUUAUAUUUUUACCCAGGGGCUAUCCAUAUUUACUUACUGAGUUAUCUCAUAGUUUUCCUUGUCCACCAUUUCAGGAAGUGAAACCAAGGACGGGGAAACCAAGGGGAGUGACGAGUUAGAAGGCUAGCCAUCUUGUAAUUGAAUAUGGAUUUUAGAUGUAAAUGAUGAUAUUGUAAUCUAGAUUGUAAUUGGAGAUCGUAUAAAUUCAUUUAGUGGAUUGUUAGUUUAUAAGAGAUUUGAUCUGGAGAUUUUGAGGUUAAGUCAUGUGGACAUAGAAAAGAAAUUUUGAAAUAUCCA
Messenger RNA from Rubroshorea leprosula, 995 nucleotides. The record is from the annotation of a GenBank genome assembly. NCBI's taxonomy places the organism in Eukaryota, Viridiplantae, Streptophyta, Magnoliopsida, Malvales, Dipterocarpaceae.